GUAGUCUCACAACCUCGUCCGGUCCUCUCGCAACCCUUGCUGCCCGCAGCCCAGUAGACGCCCUCUCACGCGCUCCCAGUGUAGCAUGGGCGAAACCCUCCGCCUGCCCCCGUUUUGACUUGAGCUCGACAUCUGGUGGUUCCGUCGUCGUCAUCCUCGUCUGCGCGACGCUGAACCGGGAAAUCCAUCCUAGCGCCUGGCGUAGCAGGACUUCGAAGUCGAGAAUAAGGGGCCUCCGUCUCCGGCGAACAGAAGCGAAUGGCGGAGGCGAUGACUCCUAGCGAAGCAUCUUCACCGAGUGAGGCAAAGCCAGAGAAGCCAGGGCCCGUCUACGCAUCAGGGCAAGCACAAGACCUGAGCCGAAGCGUCUUUCGCUCUACCACCUCUGCCAUCCGCUCCGCUCUGACCAACGGGGAGUUCCCCACUCUUCAUCUUCAAUCGAUUCAAGAUUCAAUUCCGGAAGUGAAAUCUUGGUACAAAGACUAUGAAGAUGCUAUUGUUAGGAAAGUGAAAGAGGAGUUGAUCAGUGCACGUGAACACCCAUCUGCAGCUGCUGGAAUUGCUAUAGCAACAGGUCUCCUUCUCUUGCGAGGUCCAAGGAGGUUAUUGUUUCGUCAGACAUUUGGCCGUCUCCAAAGUGAAGAGGCACAAUUCCUCAAAGUUGAGAGAAAUGUGACUGAGCUUGGCCAGUCAAUUGAUCUUAUAAAGAAAGAGAGUAAAAAGUUACGGGAGAGGGCUUCUUUUGCUCAAGAGGAAAUGAACCGUGGUCAUACUAAGCUCAAGAAUGCGGGACGUGAAAUUCAAAGGCUUGCAGAUUCUGUCUACAAAAUGGAAUCACAAGCUUUGGAUUUAGUGGAUGGAUUGCGGGAGGUGCCUGGUAGAGAGGCUUUACGGCUCCGAGCAGAGGUUGCUUCUAUGGCGUCCCAAUUGAAGCAGGAGAGGACUGCUCUUAACAAAAGAAUUUUAAAAAUCUCCGACUAUGGAAUAGCAGUAUGAGACUGCAACUCUUCAGAAACUGCAUCGUUCUCAGCUGCCUGCAGGCAAUUAGGGCCAAGUUGUGCAUCGAAUGGCUUCAUGGUGACGGGAGUUUUUUCAAUAGUUAUCAUGAGCUUUGCAAGGCAUAUUUGUAGCUUGCAAGCUUACUAUGUCAAUGUUGGAUUUUUCUUUCCGGGUGAAGGAUACCAUGACGAUCUCAUGUACCACCUGUUCGAGUUUGCUUCAUGUUUCCACAUCGAUGGCCUGGCCUCGAUUAACUACAUAAUAAAGAGAAGUGGCUUAUGAAAUUGACAAGACUUUUCUAA
Messenger RNA from Nymphaea colorata (pocket water lily), 1301 nucleotides. Its product is annotated as RGS1-HXK1-interacting protein 1. Lineage: Eukaryota; Viridiplantae; Streptophyta; Magnoliopsida; Nymphaeales; Nymphaeaceae. The record is from RefSeq and is a predicted model, not a curated record. The coding region runs from base 259 to 996 and encodes 245 amino acids. The transcript is spliced from 8 exons.